Guillardia theta CCMP2712 is the source of this 1310-nucleotide messenger RNA. RefSeq lists its product as hypothetical. Lineage: Eukaryota; Cryptophyceae; Pyrenomonadales; Geminigeraceae. The transcript is spliced from 6 exons. The record is from RefSeq and is a predicted model, not a curated record. The coding region runs from base 369 to 1310 and encodes 313 amino acids.
GCGUGCGGCUCGUUUGAAGUUCUCAGAGGAAGAAGGGCAGGGAGCAGAAGGGAAGGGAGGUACGUAACGAGUCAGGUUGAAACAUCAGGCGAUGAUUGUCAACCGACAUGUAACAGAGAGAGGACAUGUAUCAAAGAAAAGCUCGAGCGACAAAGUUAUGAGCACGAAGUUUACGUGAUCCUCUAUUUCGUGUGUAUGCUUUGUCUUUCGGCUGAAAUCUUUUCCAUCAGGUUAGAAACCAGGCAGCACACAAAUAAUAUCCACAAAGAAAACGGAGCGGGGAGAGCUCAGUUUCAUCUUGGGUAGAUAUCUUCCGAUUCAAUCUAAAACCUCUUGAAGCGCAGCAAGCCUGAGACGUCAUCCCGGCCAUGACGGACGUGAGCCCACAAUGCUUGCAGAUCGAGGGAUUGCAGUCAACAGAUGACGAGGAGAGUUUUGAUACUGUCGAGAUACAGAGAGCCAAGAGCGCAGACACUGAUGAAGGCUCUUUCUACAGUGACAACAAGUUCGUUGAAGUUGAGGCUCUUGUUCCGUUCCCGCAUCCUCCUCAGCCAGAGGGGUCCAUCGAGAGUGUCUUGGCAGCUUUGAAAGCGCAUGGAAUAAGUCCUGACUUGUCCUCGUGGUGUGACAGAGCAUGCGUCAUCAGGUUCCUGCGCGCCGAGAACGGCAACGUGGCUAAGGUGGUGAAGAGGAUGCUAGUGACGAUGGAGUGGAGGAACAAGACCCAUCCUGAGAACGUGGUGUGCCAAGCUUGCAUCAAGAACCACCGAGCUCAUGACCUCCGUCUCAUCGACAGCGACCGCUACGGCAGACCCGUCCUGUACAACUGCUUUCGUUGCUGCGACGCAAGGGAGCCGACCGUCCUUCUUGCUCACUUCACCCAAGAGAUCGAGCGAGCCAUCGCUGUCAUGCAAGCGCCCGUGGAGACCAUUGUGUGGAUCUGCGACUUCGAGGGGUUCGGCAUGCGGGAUGCGAUGGACCCGAGGUUCUCAGUCUCUCUGAUCAACAUGUUUCAGACCCACUAUCCCGAGCGACUCGGAGCGAUCGUCUGCCUCGAUGCCCCUCGUUUGUUUUCUGGCUUGUGGUCACUAGCGAAGCGUCUCCUGUCCCCCUCCACUCAACGGAAGAUUUACUUUGCAAGGGGGAUGACAGCAAGAGAGCAAGUCGCUAACGCCUUGUUUCAUCCCUCCACCGCCUCAUGGCUCAUCGCUCACAUGAAGGACAACAGGGUCAAGUCAAAGGUCAAGGCUGCAUGGAAGCUGCCGCAUAGCAUGCCUCCUCCGCAUAAGCACGCCAGUCAGACCAAUUGA